GUCGACUUGAUCAGAGAAGUGAUCAAACUCUUGAGGAUGUGGAGGGUUAAAACACUGAAUCUCGGCUUGUCGCCGUCGCCCCAACCGGAGAGGAGAGAACUCCCGCGGACAGGGCACUCCCCGGGCGAGGCGUCGGCGGUGCCGAGGCCGGAAAAACCAGCUAUGAGAACUCCUCUCCGAGAGCUUAAACUGCAGCCCGGGGCCCUCACCGAUUCAGGGAAAGGACCGCCCGUGUACUCCACGUUGACCCCAUACCUGCGCAAGCUGGAUCUGAAGGAAAGGAGCAACACCUCAUCUCCAGUGGAUUUUAUCAAUACUGAGAACUCAUCUCCUGUGGAUUUUAUCAAGACUGAGAACAACUUCCUUUCAGAACAGUUCAGCCACCCUUCAGAGUACAUGGAAGCUUGUCAGUAUGAAUCUGAUCCAGCUCCUGAAGGCUACUCUCCUCUCUAUGCAUCUGAGAAAGCAGAAACAACGGAUGACGUUGUGGAAGAGCCAAUGGAUGAAAGUAUACUUAAAACCAUGGUUCUUCUACCCUUUCCACCAGGGCCACAGCAAGACCUGAUGCCCGAGGCUCCCUUAGAGCCCAUAGCAGAGCAAAAGAGCAGUUCUCUAAAUGAGUCUUUGGGGCUGGAAGAUCUGGGGGAGAAGGAGGUGUUACCUUGUGUGGAAGACAGCUUUUCAGAAGUUGUUGCUGUGAGGCCCGAGCAACCUACAUUUCAGGACCCUCCAUCUCAUGGCUUGGAAGACCCAUCCAAACCCUGUCCCGAACAGUUCCACUGCUCUGAAGAAAGCCUGAGUGGUGGUAACACUGAAGCUGGACCUGAGGGCUUAGUACCUUCUGGAAAUGCCUGGAAUCUCUCUGUGGCCUGGCUUUCUCCUCCAGCUGCCCUGACCGACGACUUCCCUGUCGAUCAUGUAGAUGCAGGCGAGGAAACUGUAGAGUGCAGCGUUAUACAGGGAAAGGAAAAGAGCUUUCCCACAUCCCCCAAGGGGGGUGAAUUGGGACAUCCGGCACUUGCUGCAAACACGGAAGACGCCCGAUCCGUAUAUCUGACAUCAAGUCUCGUAGAACUGGGACCCCAGGAGGCUCCAGGCCCAACUGUAGAAGAUGCUAGUGGGAUUCCUGGCUUGGAAUCAGAGGCUUGGAUGUCCCCAUUGGCCUGGCUAGAAAAAGGUGUGACUACUUCAGUCAUGCUCCAGAAUCUCCGCCAGAGGCUGUCCUUCCCCUCCGUGCUUCAGGAUGCUGCCGUGGGCAGCACACCCCUCUCCACCUGUUCUGUGGGAACGUCUUUUACUCCUCCAGCGCCACCAGAAGUAGGCACCAAGCACAGUCCUUCAGAGACAGAGCGCCUCCCCUUGGGCUGCGGGCCCCUGGAUCUGAAUGCCUUGUCCCGACACGACUUGGAAGAGAACCUGUUGAACUCCCUUGCUGUGCUGGAAGCUCUUUCCCGCCAGCUACAAGCCUGGAAGAGGCAGCUCCCUGUCCCUCCCCGGGAAGCGCAAGACAGUAGCACCCAGACUGACUGCUCUGCUUGUUGGGUCACUAAGACACCUGAACACCUUCAGGACAGCAAAGAGAGCAGACAGGCUCUGCUGCAAGCCAGGAAUGUCAUGCAGUCAUGGGUGCUGGUCUCUCGAGAGCUGAUGUCCCUGCUCCACCUGUCCUUGGCACACAUGGAAGAAGACAGAAUAACAGUGAGUCAGGAGUCUCGGCAUGCAGAAACCCUGGUUUCCUCCUGUUCUCAUGUACUGAAGAAAUUGAGGGCAAAGCUCCAGAGCCUCCAAACAGAAAGGGAGGAGGCAAAGCACAAAGAGGAAAUGGCCCUUAAAGGCAAAGAUGCGGCAGAGGCAGUACUGGAGGCUUUCCGUGCACAUGCCAGCCAGCGCAUCAGCCAACUGGAACAGGAUCUGACAGCUAUGCGGCAGUUCAGAGGUCUGCUACAGAAGGCCCAGACCCAACUGAUAGAACUUCACACAGAGCAAGAGGAGCUGGCUCAGCAGACAGUGAGUCUGACUUCUACCUUGCAGCAGGACUGGACAUCAAUCCAACUAGAUUAUGGGACAUGGGCAGUUUUGCUGAGUCGGUCUCGAGAACUCACAGAGAAACUCACAACCAAGAGCCGGCAGGCUCUUCAGGAACGUGAUGCUGCAGUCGAGGAAAAGAAGCAGGUUUCAAAGGAACUUGAACAAAUCUCUGCCCAUUUAGAGGACUGUAAAGGCCGAAUAGAACAAUUGGAAUUGGAAAACAGUCAUCUUACCACAGAUCUCGCGGCUCAGCUGCAGAUUUUGACUAGCACAGACAGCCAGCUAAAAGAACUGCAGAGUCAGCAUGCCCAUUGUGUCCAGGACCUGGCCAUGAAGGAGGAGUUGCUGUGUCAACUUACCCAGAGCAACAAGGAUCAGGCUGCUCAAUGGCAGAGGGAAGAGAUGGAGCUGAGACACACACAGGCAGAGCUGCAGCAUCAGAAGGCUGUGCUGGCCAAGGAGGUCCAGGAUCUGAAGGAGACCCUGGAGUUUGCAGACCAAGAGAGUCAGGUUGCUCACCUGGAGCUGGGCCAGAUUGAAUGUCAGCUGAAAGCCACCCUGGAAGUGCUGCGGGAGCGCAGCCUCCAGUGCGAGAACCAAAAGGACACUGUGGAGAACCUCAAGGCGGAGCUGGCCAGCACUGUAGCAAAGCAUGAGAGAGAGACCCUGGAGAAGACAUACCAGCAUUCUCAAGAGCUGAGGCUGCUGACUGAGCAGCUGCAGAGCCUCACCCUCUUCUUCCAGGCAAAACUAAAGGAGAACAAGGCUGAACCAGAGGUCGCUCUGUCCAGCACAGGCUGCGCUCCAGCCCAGGAACACCCUCUGCCCACCGACAGCACCAUGUCUGAAAACACCCUGACAGCAGGGGCAGAUGAAGAACCGGAACCAGUUCCCGUACCAUUGCUUGGAAGUGGAGAGAGUGCUUUCACCCGAGUAGCAUCAACCAUUUCCCUUCGGCCUACAGAGACCCCAGACCUGGAGAAGAGCUGGGCAGAAGUGAGUGCUGUGUUCCUGGAGCUUCAGAGCCUGUGCUAUCUGCUGCAGGACUCUAAAGAAGAAGCCGUUGAGGCCCUGCAGAGGCAAAUCUGUGAACUGCAGACUAGACUACAGUCCCAAGAAGAAGAGCAUCGGGAGGCCCAGAAGGCCAAGGACGCAGACAUAGAGAAGCUGCGCCAGGCCUUGUGCUUCUGCUACAAGAAUGAAAAGGAACUCCAGGAAGUGAUUCAGAACCAGAAUGAGAAGCUUCUCGGGCAGAUAGACAGGAAUGGCGAGCUCAUAAGUCUCAGGGAGGAGGUGACCCAGCUCACACGUUUACUGCGGCAUGCAGAGACAGAGACCAAAGUGCUCCAGGAAGCCCUGGAAGGCCGGCUAGACCCCAGCUGUCAGCUGAUGGCUACUGAGUGGAUCCAGGAAAAAGUGUCUCUCUCACAGGAGGUGGACAAGCUGAGGGUCAUGUGCCUGGAAUUGAAAAAUGAGAAAGCGAAACUGGUGGUCAAGUACCAGAGCCAUAGGAACAUUCUCGAGGAGAACCUUCGGCGCUCUGACACGGAGUUGAAGAAGCUCGAUGACACUAUUCAGCAGAUCUACGAGACCCUGCUGUCUGUCCCAGAGGUAGUGAAGAGCUGCAAGGAGCUACAAGGACUGCUGGAGUUUCUGAGCUAACAAAAUGAAACUAGUGGACUGGUGUGUGCGCCUGUAGUUCCGGCUACUCCGGAGGCCGGGCCAGGAAGAUCGCUUACUCCCAGGAGUUUAAGACCAGUGUGGACAGUACGGCAAAGGAACUGAAAGCUGGAUUCCACUACAUUCCUUUCUCCUGCUGGGUCCUUACCCUAGUACUAGAACCAACUAUGUUUUAUGGUAUUUAAAUAAAGCAUAUUUAAUGUA
Molecule: messenger RNA, 3912 nt
Organism: Onychomys torridus (southern grasshopper mouse)
Lineage: Eukaryota; Metazoa; Chordata; Mammalia; Rodentia; Cricetidae
Gene: Spag5
Product: sperm associated antigen 5
Exons: 24
Coding region: 37-3690 (1217 amino acids)
Biological process (GO): cell division; regulation of attachment of spindle microtubules to kinetochore
Source: RefSeq, a predicted model, not a curated record